GCUUAAUAGCCCUGUCAGAUCCUUGUGCUAAUUGGAUUGCUUAAGGGCCCUGCUGGGAGAGGUGGGGCCUGAGAGGGGCUGCCCUUACGUCUACCUCUGCAAGGUGGAAGUCAGAGCAAGGUGAGCAUGUGGAGAGGCUGGAGGUUCUGGCUGACAAGGGAGAGGAGGAGGAAAAGUCGAGGGUGGAUCGCACUUUGAGGGUUCCUGGUCAGAAGUUGCCUGGCCUGGACUAUUCUUUUUAUUUCUGUGGAGCUUCUGGAGACUAGAGAUCUAGUUUGAUCUAGAGAUCAAACCUAGGGCCUCUGUCACACAGCAGUCAUGAGCUCUGCCACUCAACACCCUUGCACAUCUUGGAGUUUUCUAGUGUUCAUGUUGGGGCCCUUCUCCAGGGAAUAGUCCUGAGACUUCAGAGCUGGGUUGUGUCUCCCAAGAUUCCCCUGGUUCCUCUGUGCCUCCCUUGCAGACGAAAAAUGCCACUCCCCUGGUUUUGAGAUUUCAGGGCUCCACACCUUGAGAACUUGAACAAGAGGGCCAACACUAACCUUCAUGAAUGGGUGAAUGAAUGGAUGGGAUGUGUAGAGGAGUGGAUACCCUUCUUAAACCCUUUGCAAGAAUGGGAAUCCCUGAUUCAUCCCCACAAACUUGCUUACACUGGAGGCUUCACACAGCUUUAAAACACCUGUCCUGCAAGGGUUUAGUUGAGGGUCUGAGACCUCUUCAUUGUUCAGGGUCACAGUGUGCAGCUGUUGUAACACUUGGGUUGAGCUUCCAGGCUGGGAUUUUCCAGGUUCAGAGAGGUGCGUGCCUCUCUGGUAUCAGGCCUUCUCUCAGUUUGCUUAAGUUCGACAGGUGUUGUCAACUCCUAUAGAGAGCAUUCUGUCCUGCUCUAGUCAGUCACCUAGACAGACAUUCCUGCUGCUCUGUUGUCUAAAGGAGACAGGACAUAAGAGGGGCAUCUCUGAGGCCUGGUGAAGAGCUGCCUCUACUACCCAGAUAAACCCAAACUCUUGUGAUGUGUGGCCUGCUGUACCUCUUUGCCAGCUUGCCUUCAGGAGCCUGGGGCCAAGGCUGGAGGAACAGAAUGCCUUCCCCUUCUGAAGUCUAAACUUUUAAGGGCAUUUGUGUGUGCCUGGAGGUCAGACAUUGAUGGCAAGUCUUUCCCAGUCAUUUUCCUAAUUUUUAAAACUGUCUUUGAGCCUGGAGCUCCCCAUUUUCCUAGACUCCUGGCCAGCAAGGCUCAGGAAUUCUUUUGUCUCCAUUUCCCCAGCAGUGGGGAACAGGUGUACUGCCUUAUCCAGCUUUUACAUGGGUUCUGGGGACUGAACUUCGGCUUUUGUGGCAGGCCUCUCCAGACUGAGCUAUCUCUCCAGUCCCUACCAGGACAUUUUAUGUGGUAUUUUACCUCUGCAGUAGGAGCCAACCCUUCCUGUAUUCUGGGCCCACCUGUGCUGUGGAUUUGUGUGCUCCCUUGGUUCAGGGGAACUUAACAGACAGUAAUCAAUAGCAGCAGCACAUGCCUGGAGCAUAAACUAGGCUUUUCUCAUGGCUCCCACAGUGCUUGGCUUUGAAAGCUGCCUUUAUUUUUCACAUCUCUUGCUUUUAACAUUAGGAGUCAACCAAACUUUUCCUCUAAAUAUUUGAAGCUUUAUGGGUCACAGUGCAAACCAAAAUUGUGAUUCAUAUAGGUGACUCAGAACAUUUGAAAUGUGACCAUUGGGGGGAGAUACCAUUGUGUCAGUGUCAGUAGGAAGAAUUUGGCCAGUCCAGCAAACCUUUUCCAGCCACCACAGGUUAGGCUCUGCAUCCUUGCCUCUCAUCCUGCCAACUCUUUUGGGCUUCAGUGUCCUUGGGGGUUGCCUUACUGCCUGAUAAGUAAGGCUUCCUGGCUUUCAGGAAAUAGAGGCUGUCUUCUUCUGACCACUGAAGGCAUUCUGCAGAGGUGAGAGUGACAGUGCCAUCUGACAUUUCCCAGUGUACUUGCAAGUUCUCCUUGUGGAGUUGUUCUCUGUUUCACUUUGGAGACAAGAUCUCAUGUAACCCAGGCUGGUUCAGGAUGUAUUAUGUACCUGAGGCUGGCCUGCAAUUUCUGGUCGUCCUGCCUCCACUUCUCAGGUGCUGGUAUUAACAGGGACCCAAACAUGGAGCUGCGGGAAGAAGCUUGGUCUCCGGGGCCGCUGGAUUCUGAGGACCAGCAGAUGGCCAGUCAUGAGAACCCAGAUUGUUGGGGCCACCUUUUGUCUCAAGUCUGCAGCUGGCUGUUGUUUGUGCCCAAUACCCUGUUCUGGUUCCAAGAAUACUGUGACCUGGUUCCUCCUCAUAUUGCAGUGGGCAUUCUCAUCAUGGAUGACGAUGACGUCCCCAGCUGGCCCCCGACCAAGCUAUCCCCACCCCAGUCUGCACCUCCUCCCGGGCCUCCACCCCGGCCGCGGCCGCCUGCACCCUACAUUUGCAACGAGUGCGGCAAGAGCUUCAGCCACUGGUCGAAGCUGACGCGGCACCAGCGCACGCACACAGGCGAGCGGCCCAACGCCUGUAGCGACUGCGGCAAGACCUUCUCGCAGAGCUCACACCUGGUGCAGCACAGGCGCAUCCACACGGGCGAGAAGCCUUAUGCCUGCUCUGAGUGCGGCAAGCGCUUUAGCUGGAGCUCCAACCUCAUGCAGCAUCAGCGCAUCCACACAGGCGAGAAGCCUUACACCUGCCCCGACUGCGGCCGCAGCUUCACACAGAGCAAGAGCCUGGCUAAGCACCGGCGCUCGCACAGCGGUCUCAAGCCCUUCGUGUGCCCGCGCUGUGGCCGCGGUUUCAGCCAGCCUAAGAGCCUGGCGCGCCACCUGCGAUUGCACCCAGAGCUGUCAGGGCCGGGUGUGGCAGCCAAAGUGCUGGCAGCGAGCGUGCGGCGCGCCAAGGCACCUGAGGAGGCAGCGGCUGCAGAUGGCGAGAUCGCCAUCCCAGUGGGCGACGGCGAGGGCAUCAUUGUGGUGGGCGCGCCAGGGGAUGGCGCUGCAGCGGCUGCAGCCCUGGCCGGGGUGGGGCCGCGGGCCGCGGGGCCGAGGUCGCGGCGGGCGCCGGCGCCCAAGCCGUAUGUGUGCAUGGAGUGCGGGAAGGGCUUUGGUCACUGGGCCGGGCUGUUGGCCCACCAGCGCGCUCAGCAUGGGGAUGGGUUGGGGGCAGUGGGUGGCGAGGAGCCUGCACACAUCUGCGUGGAGUGUGGUGAGGGCUUCGUGCAGGGAGCUGCGCUGCGGAGACACAAGAAGAUCCACGCAGUUGGGGCGCCUUCUGUCUGCAGCAGCUGCGGACAGAGUUUCUAUCGGGCAGGCGAGGAGGACGAUGGCGAGGACCAGUCGGCUGGUGGGCGGUGUGCCGAGUGUCGGGGUGGGGAGGCCCGGUAGGGAUGGGGACGCCCGGGGGGUGGGCAGGGCCCCUCGGGCUCAGUGGGGACUACCAGCAAGCAAGACCACGAGGCCCAGGGAGAGCCAGACCGAAAGGAGCAACGCCUUCGUCUCCCUCCUUCCUUGCCCCAUGCUGUCUCGGGUGUGAGAGGACCCGCAGCCAUCAGGGCAGGUUCUCAGGACUGCCCACAGCCUCUCUGCUGACCUGCCCUACCUCCCAGCGGACCAGCACUCUGUAGGUUCCCAGCCUGGGAGCCAGAGACAGUGUGUGAGAGAACUGUAGAUCAAUCAGCAGGAGACCCUCAAGGGAGAGGCCAACCCCCACUACAGGUGUGGGAUCACGGUGUCCUAAGGAAUGGAGGGAAUCCAGGCCUUGUGCAUCGAGAGGGUCUUCCUUCCCUUCUAGAAUUUUCUUUAAAUCAUACUUUUUUGACUGCUCCCAUCCGUUAAUUUUUCUGCCCCACGGGUCCUUGUGGAUUUUCUAGCCCAAGUCGUUCCUCUCCCUCCUGGAUUUACAGUAGCAGAGGAGUGAAAAAGUAGCCUCCUGCUCCCAGCACGGUCUCAUUGAGAGGACGGGGUCCUGUGUGUUCCCUGCCCUGGCAGUGGAAGAGGGAUGUGGGGGCAAUAAAUGGCACUAUUCAAUUGUCCCA
This is a messenger RNA of Psammomys obesus (fat sand rat), 4042 nucleotides long. It is a transcript of the gene Znf787, whose product is annotated as zinc finger protein 787. NCBI's taxonomy places the organism in Eukaryota, Metazoa, Chordata, Mammalia, Rodentia, Muridae. The record is from RefSeq and is a predicted model, not a curated record. The transcript has 5 exons. Gene Ontology annotation, biological process: negative regulation of transcription by RNA polymerase II; regulation of cytokine production; regulation of immune system process. The coding region runs from base 2061 to 3392 and encodes 443 amino acids.